UCAGGUUUUGGUGAAGGGAAGAAAGGAAAGCAGAAUCAGCAGUGAUGUUCUCCAGGUUGCUGAUAGCUCUUUCUCUCAUUCAUGGUGCUUUGCAGCUGGCAGACAUUGAAACAUUUUCAAUAUACAAUAGGGUCAGCAAGCUUUGUCUUCAGGCAAACAUUGUGCAGUCAGUCAGAACUGCCACUUGCCAUCAAGACAAUGAAUCACAAAAAUUCAGGUGGAUCACUGAUCAUCAGCUUAUGAGUGUGAGACUGAAGCUUUGCCUCGGGGUGCCAGCAAAGGAGGAUCAUGCUGUGAUCACCCUCUAUCCCUGUAAUCAAACGAGUGAGCUCCAGUGGUGGGAAUGCAGAAAUGAAAGCCUCCUUGCAAUCCAAGGAGAAGAUUUGUUUUUCAGUCCUGGCAAUGAAGAACAUGAUAAUGUUUUUUUAAAGAAGGGCAUGAGUGCAAAGAAUAUGUGGAAUACCUAUGGGGACAUGAAUGUUUUAUGUUCCCGGGGAUAUGAAGAGACUUUUACACUGCUAGGAAAUUCUUUUGGGGCAGCCUGUGUGUUCCCUUUCAUGUACAAGAAGCAGUGGUACAGUGAGUGCACGGACGUGGGCCGCUCAGAGGGGUGGCUCUGGUGUGCAACCACUGCCGACUAUGACACAGACCAGCGGUAUGGAUUUUGCCCUUCAAAAAAUAUAGACACGACCUGGGCUACAGAUCCAUCAACAAAUGUCCAUUACCAAAUAAACUCUGAAUCAGCUCUCACAUGGCACCAAGCCAGGCAGAGCUGUCAGCAGCAAAAUGCAGAAUUACUGAGUAUCACAGAUAUUCAUGAACAAACAUACCUUAAAGAAUUAACAGAAGGUACAGAUUCUGCACUGUGGAUUGGACUCAACAGACUGGACUUGAGGAGUGGAUGGGAGUGGAUAGGAGGAAGCCCUUUCCGGUACCUAAAUUGGGCUCCAGGAAGCCCCUCUCCCGAAUUGGGAAAGCUCUGUGGUGUUUUGAAUCCUGACACAAAAGCUAACUGGCAAAACUGGGAAUGUGACCAGAAACUUGGUUAUGUUUGUCAGAAAAGACACUUCACUUUGGCUCCCUCAGGAGACAUUGGGCCUAUUACAUGCCCAGAUGGAUGGAUAGCAUAUAUAGAUCACUGUUACAAGAUCUUCAGGGAGAAUAAAAUUUGGGAAGAAGCUUUGACCUCUUGUCAGAAGGAAGGGAGCCACCUGGCCAGCAUCCAAAGCCUUGAGGAGCACAGCUUUAUGGUGUCUCGUCUUGGCUACAAGCCAACAGACAAGCUAUGGAUUGGGCUGAACGAUCGUAAAGUUCAAAUGUAUUUUGAAUGGAGUGAUGGUACCCCAGUGACAUACACAAAAUGGCACCUGGGAGAACCAUCCACCUCAAACAACAGGCCAGAGGAUUGUGUUCUGAUCAAGGGCCAGGAUGGCUAUUGGGCAGACUAUACCUGUGAGAAGAAAGCUGGCUACAUUUGUAAAAGAAAACCUAUAGCACAAGUAUCUGAAGAAAAGGAAACUACUGAUGCAGGUUGCAAGAGAGGCUGGAGAAGAUAUGGGACCUACUGUUAUUUUAUUGGACAUGUUCCAGCAACAUUUUCAGUAGCAAACACCACUUGUGGAGGGGAAGAAGGUUAUUUAGCCACAGUUGAAAGUAGGUAUGAACAAGCUUACCUGAUCAGCCUUACUGGGCUGAGGCCUGACAAAUAUUUCUGGCUUGGUCUCUCUGACAUGGAGGACCAAGGCACUUUCAGGUGGAUCAAUGGUGAAGUUGUCUCCUUCACACACUGGGGUGCAGCAAUGCCUGGAAAUAAGCCAGGAUGUGUAGCCAUGAAAACUGGGACUGCAGCUGGAUUAUGGGAUGUUCUUGACUGUGAGACAAAACAAAAAUAUAUAUGCAAGCAGUGGGCAAAGGGUGCAACAGUUCCACCUAUUCCGAGUACUGCUCUAGUCCCCACAUGCCCUGAAGGUUGGAUACCAAAUGACAGUUCUAAUUCAUGUUUUAAAGGUUUCUGCAGAAGAAAUAGUCCAAAGAAAUCAUGGUUUGAAGCCCGAGAGUUUUGUAGACAAAUAGGAGGGGACAUGGUCACCAUUAACAGUAAAUACGAGAUGUUAGUUCUUGAAAGAGCAAUGCUUGAUUCUAGAUGUAGUUUUAAAGAAGUUUGGCUUGGUAUAUUUUCCUUGAAUCCAAAUGAAGGAUUUGCCUGGAGUGAUGGCUCUCCAGUUAGGUACACAGACUGGGAUGAGAAAUCAAGAAAUUUAAGAGGACACAAGUUCUGUGGCGUAUUGAAUGAGAGGCGUUAUAAAGAGAAAUGGGAGCUUUGGGUCUGUGAAGUACACUUUCACUGGGUUUGUCAAAUAAAAAAAGGGGUACCAUUAAAACCUGAACCAACCAACAUGUAUGCAUAUAAAACCACUGCAGAUGGAUGGGUCGUAUAUGAAGAUCAUCUAUACUAUAUCAGCAAAGAAGAUGCCUCCAUGGAAGAAGCCCAGGAGUUUUGCAGAAUUAAUUCUGCAGACCUGGCUGUUGUUAAUAGUAAUAGUGAGAGAAGGUUCCUAAGGAGAGCACUAAAGAAAAAUGAAGAUUCCUGGAAGGAGUCAGCAUAUUUCAUUGGUCUAAAAGUGAGUCUUGAUAAAAAAUUUAGCUGGAUAGAUGGCACUCCAGUAACCUAUGUGGCUUGGGCUCCUAAUGAACCCAACUUUAGAAAUAAUGAGGAAAAUUGUGUGGUUAUGUCACCAGGGUAUGGCUUGUGGAAUGAUAUAAACUGUGCCUCCCCUAAUCGAUUUGUAUGUGAAAAACAUAACAGUUCUAUUAAUUCAACAUUUGCUUCUCCAUUGCCUCCCGGAGGAUGUCCAGAAAGUUGGCUUUUCUUUAACAACAAGUGUUUCAAAAUAUUUUCUUCAAAUACAACAAGGAAGCUCAUGUGGCAUGCUGCUCGAGAUGCUUGUAUUGAUUUGGGAGGAAACCUGGCUACCAUACAAAAUGAACAAGUCCAAGCUUUCCUCUUCUAUCACUUAAAGGAUGCCAUGACUGAUGUUUGGAUUGGGUUGAAUGAUGUCAACCAAGAAUCCAUAUUUCUUUGGACAGAUGGAAGCACUGUUUCCUACACCAACUGGUUUAAUGGUGCACCAGAAAAGAAGCAAAGCUUCUUCGACUAUUAUGACUGGGAAACGUUAACAGACAUUACUGUGGAGACAGAUUGUGUCUUCAUCAUGAAGUCAGAGGGUAAAUGGAGAGAUGACAGCUGUGACAAUGAGAGAGGCUACAUAUGCCAGAUGAAUUCUCUUACCACCCAACCUGAAGUACCAACAACAAAUCCAUCCUCUGGCUUUGUCCGUUAUGGUGACAGUAGUUACUCAGUCAUUUCAUCUGAAAUGCAAUGGGAAGAGGCCAGGAAAAAUUGUCAAGACCAAUCUGCAGAACUUGCCAGCAUUCCAGAUGCCUACAUCCAUUCAUUCCUGUGGAUCCAGAUGUUGAAAUAUGGAAAACCUGUAUGGAUUGGUCUAAACAGCAACAUGACUGGUGGCUAUCACAAAUGGACAGAUAACUGGAAAACCAGGUACACAAGAUGGGCAGCUGGAGAACCAAAGGAGAAAAAUGCUUGUGUCUACCUAGAUCUUGAUGGUACUUGGAAAACAACAUCCUGCAAUGAAAGCUACUUUUCAGUUUGUAAGACUUCAGAUGCUAUGGCUCCUACUGACCCUGCUCAGCUGCCUGGAGACUGCCCUGAAGCAUCUGAACUCCAAGCUUGGAUCCCUUACCGUGGCCACUGCUACUACCUUGAAGCAUCAACUGGAACAAGCUGGGCAGUGGCUUCCCUUGAGUGUACUCGGCUAGGUGCUACCUUGGUUUCAGUAGAAACCAUGGAUGAAUCUGACUUUCUGAUCCAUGCAAUGCAACCACUUGGAAAUAAAGUAGGAGGCUUCUGGAUAGGACUUUACCAAAAUGUGGAUGGUCAGUGGUUGUGGCUAGACAAUGCUAAACUGGACUUUGUCAACUGGGAGGACAAAGUUCCCUCUAUGGAGCAUCACUGCGUUGAAAUGACUGCACCAUCUGGCUAUUGGGACAACAUUGAUUGUUCUUUGGAAAAAGGAUUUAUCUGCAAAAAACCCACAGUUGAGCCAAGUGGAAGCCCUCUAAAACAAAAAGGCAAGGAAGAGAAUGAAGAGACUCACCCGCCUGUUAAUCUCUCUCUUUGGCCACUCAUUUUCUUGGCUAUUCUCACUCUUUUUGGAGCUGGCAUGUCAGUCUAUUUCUACAAGAGAAAAAAACAAAACCUACAAACAGAUUCUGACAAUGAAACACUUCCCUAAUGUUGUGUUGUAGUAAUGUAAUGUUGUUAUAAUGUAAUGUGCCCUGUAGGAUGUAUGACUUCAGAGGAACAAGUUACUUGCUGAAAUUAAAAGAUGUCUCUCUUAAAACU
Molecule: messenger RNA, 4423 nt
Organism: Calypte anna (Anna's hummingbird)
Lineage: Eukaryota; Metazoa; Chordata; Aves; Apodiformes; Trochilidae
Product: macrophage mannose receptor 1
Exons: 30
Coding region: 45-4313 (1422 amino acids)
Molecular function (GO): signaling receptor activity
Source: RefSeq, a predicted model, not a curated record